CCCAGCCCAGUAGCCCGAAAGGAGGAAGAGUCGAAGAGAGUGCGAGACUACGCGAGUCUCUCCGAUCUCUCUCCUCUCCCCCUUGGCUCUGAUCUCUCACCCGAGAUCCGAGCACGAAGGCGGCCGCGGGCGGAUCCGGCGAACUUUCCAACGCCGUGAAUCGCCCCCUCCCACGUUGGAGAGUAACUAGUCCAAGUGUUGGUGGAAAUGGCAAGCACGGCGUGCUUCGCGAUUGUUAGUAAGAACGACAUCCCAAUCUAUGAGGCAGAAGUCGGAUCUGCACCGAAAAAAGAAGAUCUGGCUUAUCAGCACCAGUUCAUUCUGCAUGCUGCUUUAGAUGUUGUUCAGGACCUAGCAUGGUCCACAAAUGCAAUGUUCCUGAAGUCGGUCGACAGAUUCAACGACCUUGUUGUGUCUGUUUAUGUAACUGCAGGUCAUGCUAGAUUCAUGUUGCUUCAUGAUUCACGUAGUGAGGAUGGAAUUAAAAGCUUUUUUCAAGAGGUCCAUGAGCUUUAUAUCAAGAUAUUCCUCAAUCCCCUCUAUCUGCCUGGAUCUCGCAUCACAUCCUCUCAUUUUGAUACCAAGGUCAGGGCUCUCGCAAGGAGGUAUCUGUAGGGAACAGUCAUGGAGGUACUAUAAGCUUCACAGCUAAUAAUAUAGAAGCAUGCAGAGAGAAGACAAAAUACACUACUUUUUUUUCUUCCAUUUAUUUCCUGCUGUCAUUAUUCAGACUCCUGAGAAAUGCUGAUUGUUUUUCUUUGGGCUUUCUCCAGUGCUUAUGAAACAUGAUUUCAAUUUUCACCCAUUUUGUUCUGUACAGGGAAAAUCUAUAGAAAUGUACCGUUUCCCUUUUACCGUAUAGCAUGGACACAUUGUAUUGAUUUCCUGUUUUCCGUGGCGCGCUAAGACACUCAAAUUUAGUAUUGUGAA
Messenger RNA from Oryza sativa Japonica Group (Japanese rice), 930 nucleotides. The record is from RefSeq and is a predicted model, not a curated record. NCBI's taxonomy places the organism in Eukaryota, Viridiplantae, Streptophyta, Magnoliopsida, Poales, Poaceae.